GGGAUUCCUAAGGUCUUAAUUUUUGGGGAGAAGUUCAAAGGUAUUGGAAUAUGAAAACUUGGAAGGAUGAAGAAACUGGCUAAGGCCUCGUAUUUUGAAAUCUCUGAAGGGGACCCAUUGUGCAACCAAGGUUGGGUGAACAAGUCUGCUCCAGAGCAGGAUGUCUCUGAAAUUGAGUCACCGGGGACAGUAGGAAACAGGCUCCAAGAGGAUGAAUCCCGGGAUUCCACAUUUGAAAAAUAUGCAUGUGAGAGCAUGAAGGAAAACUCUCCUGAAGAGGUGCCCAGGUCAUGCUUUUUCCAGGAAGGAGGUUUUGGGGGAAUAACUUUCAUCCGAAAGGAAGCACUUCCUAAAAUGAUGAGCCAAGAAUAUAAUUUUGAGACGAGUUUGCUUUUGACCUCAAGCCUUGUUACUCAUCUCAGGGUUUCUACAGAAGAUAGUCUACAUCAGUGGGAGACAAGUAGCACACACACCAAUGAGAUUUCAAAUCAAAGUAAAUGCUCAACCCUCUCCAUUCGGAAAAAGUCUUGGAAAUGUAACGAAUGUGGAAAAACAUUUACUCAGAGCUCAUCCCUUACUCAACAUCAGGUAACUCAUACUGGAGAGAGACCCUAUGUAUGUGAGGAAUGUGGGAAAGCCUUUAGUUGUAGUUCAUUCCUUGUCCAGCAUCAAAGAAUUCACACUGAAGAGAAACCAUACAGAUGUGAGCAAUGUGGGAAAACAUUUCGUUGUCAAUCAUUUCUUACUCAGCAUCAAAGAAUCCACACUGGAGAGAAACCUUAUAAAUGUAAUGAAUGUGGAAAUUCCUUCCGCAAUCAUUCACAUCUCGCUGAACAUCAGAGAAUUCACACUGGAGAGAAACCUUACAAAUGUAAUAGGUGUGGGAAGGCAUUCAAUCAGAAUACACACCUCAUUCAUCAUCAGAGAAUCCACACUGGUGAGAAACCUUACUCAUGCAAUGAAUGUGGCUCUUCUUUUCGUAAACACUCAAACCUUAUACAACAUCAGAGAAUUCACACGGGGGAAAAACCCCAUAAAUGUGAUGAUUGUGGGAAAACUUUUCAAACAAAGGCAAAUCUUUCUCAGCAUCAGAGAAUUCAUACUGGAGAGAAACCCUAUAAGUGUAAGGAAUGUGGAAAAGCUUUUUGUCAGAGUCCAUCCCUUAUUAAACACCUGCGAAUUCAUACUGGAGAGAAACCUUAUAAAUGUAAAGAAUGUGGCAAAGCUUUUACUCAGAGUACCCCACUCACGAAACAUCAGAGAAUUCACACAGGGGAGAGACCCUACAAAUGCAGUGAAUGUGGUAAAGCUUUCAUUCAGAGCAUUUGUCUUAUUCGGCAUCAGAGAAGUCACACUGGAGAAAAACCUUAUAAAUGCAAUGAAUGUGGGAAAGGCUUCAAUCAGAAUACCUGCCUCACUCAGCACAUGAGAAUUCACACUGGAGAGAAGCCCUAUAAAUGUAAAGAAUGUGGGAAAGCCUUUGCUCAUAGCUCAUCUCUUACUGAACAUCAUAGAACUCACACUGGUGAGAAGCUCUUUAAAUGUAGUGAGUGUGAGAAAACCUUCCGCAAGUAUGCACACCUUAGCGAACAUUACAGGAUUCACACUGGUGAGAAGCCUUAUGAAUGCAUUGAAUGUGGAAAAUUCUUCAGACAUAGUUCAGUGCUUUUCAGACAUCAGAAACUUCACAGUGGUGAAUGAACCUGGCAUUAGGUAAUGGCAGUUUCUCAAGAAAUAGUGGCUAGGAAUCUGGCUGAGGAGUGGGGGCAGGUAUAGUUCCUGGAAAGAAGGAUGAAGUAGCCUUAAAUGUUGCCCUCAUAAGAGUAUUUCCAGAAAUAUAUGUGGGGGCUUGGAGAAUGCAGAGCCUACUCCAGGUGGGCAUCUGGGAGUACAGGGUAGAAAGGAAGUUCCUGCUUUUCAGAUAAAUCCUUGCUGCUUGCCACUCCUCUCUUCUCAUGUGACUCUCAUACCUUGAGGUGCCAUUAAGUUAGUGUUUGUCUUUCCCUUACUACACUCACCUAGCUUCCCAAAUUAUCAUGUAUUUUCACUUAUCAGUUGGCUUAGAUGCUUUUCCAGACACUGUCAUUUUGAAAGUGGCAGCAGUUUGAGGUAGUGCUAAGUAGCCUCUAGAUUUCUGAGGCAGCUCUGACCCUGUUACUGUGAGGGAAGCUGCUCAGCCUGUGGAAGUGGUCCCAUAAAGGGGAGACAGAAACAAGUGAAAGAUGGUCCAUAUUCAUUUACCAAUGAGAUAUGGACCAAGAACGGGUGAUCUCAACAUAUACGUUGGUAAAGAAGGCUUUUAUCAGAAUGAGGGAGAUCUUUCCUGAUCCUAUUAAGCUGAAGAAAGAAAUAGGUCAAGAGAGACUUUUCUUGAAUGCCAUUUCUGGGAAGGCCAUGGGGAGGAAGGCCCAACCUCUGUUCGAGAGGAACAGUAGCUUAUCCAGGAUGGAAAUGGCCUGUGCUUGGCUAGUGAUCAUAAGCCACAGAGCAGGAAACCUGCUUAUGCCUGAGCAAGCCAUCAGCAUACCACCGGCCUAGACAGAGGUGUACACCUUUCUCUUGAGCUUAUAAAUGUGGCUGGGUUACUGGUUCACAGGGAAUCGGAGAGGAACCCACUAAGAUUAACUGUCUAAACCAAGUGGGAUUCAAUUCAGUUUGUUUGCCUUUAAGGAUAAGAAAGCGUUAGUGAAGAAGGAAGACAGACUUUUAGAUUGGCUGGAAUUGGGGAUGCUGCACCAGACCUAAUGAAAGUGUUGGUCACUAGUUGGGAGGGCUGGGUUUCAUGUAAUUAUGCCACUGGUGGUAUAAUACAGAUUUGUUAGAUACCAGGUGUUUCUAAUUUUAUUGGGCAUAUGUUGUCCUGGAUAUUUACCCUUAGGUACAGAUUAGGAGUAUCUAGGGCAGUGAUGGCGAACCUAUGAUCUGCGUGUCAGAGGUGACACGCGAACUCAUUUUUUUGGUUGAUUUUUCUUUUUUAAAUGUCAUUUAAAUAUAUAAAAUAAAUAUCAAAAAUAUAAGUCUUUGUUUUACUAUGGUUGCAAAUAUAAAAAAAAUUUCUAUAUGUGACAUGGCACCAGAGUUAAGAUAGGGUUUUUCAAAAUGCUGACAUGCUGAGCUCAAAAGGUUCGCCAUCACUGAUCUAGGGAAAUACUUUUCAUGAGCUACAUUGGGAAAGAGUUUGAGAGAUGACCUUUUUUAAAUUCCUGAAAAUAAAAAUAUCACAGGUUACCUCUGACUGAUGGUAUUUUAUUCUGAGAGAUAGAGCAUGUUUUUCUCUCAUUCCUCAGUCCUUUACAUGUUUAUUAAAUUUAUUGGGGUGACAUUGGUCAACAUGAACAUAUAGGUUUCAGGUUUAGGUUUCUGUGUUACAAGAUCUGUAUAUUGCACCAUGUGUUCACUACCCAAAGCCAAAUCUCCUGUCACCAUAUAUUAGGACCGCUUUCCCCUCUAACCCCGUUUUCAUGUUCUUUUAAAAAAUAUAUAUUUUAUUGAUUUUGUACAGAGAGGAAGGUAGAGAUAUAGAGAGUUAGAAACAUCGAUGAGCUGCCUCCUGCACACAUCCUACUGGGGAUGUGCUCGCAACCAACGUACAUGCCCUUGAUCGGAAUCGAACCUGGGACCUUUCAGUCUGCAGGCCGACGCUCUGUCCACUGAGCCAAACCGGUUAGGGCCCUUUUUAUGUUCUUAACUGCUACCCAGAAAUUCAGCUCUGGAAGAUGAAGUGAGGAUAGCCUUUGACAGGAAAUCAUUUCUCUAAUCUGUAGCAUAAUGCGGUUUCUAAAAUAUGGCUAUAAAAACCAUGAAAGUAAGUUGAUUCUCAAAUGGUUGAUUAUCUGGAACUCAGCAUUGACUUUUCAGGAGCAAUUGCCUUGUAAGCAUUGGUUUGAGCCAUUAAUUACCAUUAGUGGGAAUGUGGGAGAGAUAUCACAUACACUUCUCUCUCCAGCUGUGAAGAUAUGCUCUCAAAACCUGGCACAGGGCAAUUUUUUAUAAUUGAAUAAAAUAAUACCUUAUGGGCAAAAUAACCCUAUGCUCAUAAAAAUAUGUAUAGUUGAUAGAAAGCAAAUGUCAUUAUAUUUAUACUUUGCAAAUGAAAACUAACACUGUAGAAUUCAUUGCUGGCGCAUAUUAAGUUCAAUAAAUACUAUUAUUUUGUUAGAUUAAUGUUUUUGUUUUUUUAAAAAAUAUUUUUGUUGAUUUCAGAGAGGA
Molecule: messenger RNA, 4209 nt
Organism: Myotis daubentonii (Daubenton's bat)
Lineage: Eukaryota; Metazoa; Chordata; Mammalia; Chiroptera; Vespertilionidae
Gene: ZNF502
Product: zinc finger protein 502
Biological process (GO): regulation of transcription by RNA polymerase II
Cellular component (GO): nucleus
Molecular function (GO): RNA polymerase II cis-regulatory region sequence-specific DNA binding; DNA-binding transcription activator activity, RNA polymerase II-specific
Source: RefSeq, a predicted model, not a curated record